AAUCUUUAUUAUUUCGUAGCGUGGGACUCCAUAAGGUUCAAGUAUAUAGCAAACCCAACAGUCAUGGAGAAAAUGCUGUUUGCUGUGUUUUUCUGGAUCUGUACAGGCUUGGCGCUUUCUCUGGAAGAUUUUCCUAAAUGGGGUACACAGAAUGACAACAAAUUUGGAGAAAUUUUAUCAAGAGUAUCCAACGAACUGUUCAAGAAGGAACUCGCCAAAAGCGCCGGAAUUUUGGGAGAACCUCGUUCAAACACAGAUGACUUGAUCUUGCUUCUCGGUACUAUGGUCGAACAAAAGCCUAUGACUUUUUGUCGAAUUUUGUGGAAUACCGGCGACGAUGAUAGCUUGGAUGAAUGUGUUGCGUUCCUCAUGCAGAUUAGAAAUCAAAUGUUGGUGAACAAAGAGCAAAAAAGACAAGGUACUUACAGAUUUAACUCGAGUGGCUGGAAACGUAAAAAGCGCGAUACUUCAAACAAAUUGUCCAGAGAGGAAAUUAUGAAAAUAAUCCAACAAAUUCUGAAGGUUAAGAAAAGGCGAAAAUUCCAGGCUAGUGGAUGGUGAUUCGAUGGAAAAACUGAAAUAUUGCUUUUGAUGAUUUUCUUUGACAAUGAGUCUACAUUUUGAAUUGUAAAUGUUGAUUUACAAAUAAAUGAUGGAACUGGGACCGAUGUGAAAUGGAUUAAUGAAAGGCGAUAUGUUUGGAUAAAUAUGGACAUUUUCACCGACCAAAAUCAGGCUUUCAUAUUUUGUAGAAUAAAUGCUAGUUUUCUUAACUUUGCAAAGAUAUUAUUUCUUGUGAAUAAUUUCUAUUUUGAUUGACCAAAUGUGUUUAAGACUAGAAAUAAACUGAUAUCUGUCUUUUCUGUAAAAUUUACGCACCAAAUAUUUUUGUAGUAGAAUUCUAUUUUUUUUUAAAUGAU
Molecule: messenger RNA, 920 nt
Organism: Saccostrea echinata
Lineage: Eukaryota; Metazoa; Mollusca; Bivalvia; Ostreida; Ostreidae
Exons: 2
Coding region: 64-561 (165 amino acids)
Source: RefSeq, a predicted model, not a curated record